AUGUCCGUUCUCUACCCCAGCCUGGGCAUGCCGAACCAGGCUAAUGAGCCGAGGCAUAAAGCACUUGCAGAGGCUUUGACGCAGCUUGGCAUCUCGAAUGUCUACCACAUGCGCGAAGUGGGCAAGAACAAACACCAGGACUUGUGGAUACAAGCCCUCGAGGACAAUCUUGAAGGGAAAGGGCCCGCGUGGGGACGAGAGGACUUCGAGAACAUUCUAGCCGGAUUCGAGGGGGUUGCCGAUUUCCCAGCGGCCAUCUUUUCCGAGCAGCUGGUAAAGGCGUAUCCAGAGGCGGCCAUCAUCCUCUCGACCAGACCCGAAGAUGGCUGGUACGCUCUCAUGAUGUCGACCCUGGUCCACUAUCAUACAAACAUGCCGGCAGAUAGCACGUCGCCCAUGGCACCGUUGGCCACCAAGUAUCACUCCCUGUGCUGGGGCAAUGACUUUGCGACCAACGGCCGGGGCUAUUUCAGAACACACAACGACAAGCCCCAGCCUCAGCCUUAA
Diaporthe citri is the source of this 507-nucleotide messenger RNA. RefSeq lists its product as uncharacterized. The coding region runs from base 1 to 507 and encodes 168 amino acids. NCBI's taxonomy places the organism in Eukaryota, Fungi, Ascomycota, Sordariomycetes, Diaporthales, Diaporthaceae. The transcript is spliced from 3 exons. The record is from RefSeq and is a predicted model, not a curated record.